Molecule: messenger RNA, 1633 nt
Organism: Silurus meridionalis
Lineage: Eukaryota; Metazoa; Chordata; Actinopteri; Siluriformes; Siluridae
Gene: slc31a1
Product: solute carrier family 31 member 1
Exons: 5
Coding region: 222-788 (188 amino acids)
Biological process (GO): copper ion transmembrane transport
Cellular component (GO): membrane
Molecular function (GO): copper ion transmembrane transporter activity
Source: RefSeq, a predicted model, not a curated record
CAUUAGAAGGCAAAGGCAGGAGAAAGAUCACACGGUGAGAUUAGUCGCGAGGGAUCAUUUUCGAAAGGUCGGGCCACACUCCACAUCUGCACACGCCCAAGAUCCAAGUUCCAUUUCUCUGUGCGAAGCGCCGCUUUAUGUGAGCGCUUCUAGCUGACAGGACCUCGUCGUUUACUAGUGAAAGUCAUACAGGAAAGAGAGAGAGAGCAGCGUCAGGGAAAAUGGCACACGGGCAUCACAACCAUAUGCCUUCCCCAACCACCAUGGAUCAUUCAGAUCACACCAUGGGUCAUUCAGAUCACACCAUGGGUCAUGGAUCCGGAGGAAACCAACACAUGAUGAUGCAAAUGACCUUUUACUUUGGGUGCAAAAAUGUUGAGCUGCUGUUUGCUGGCCUGGUUAUAAACACACCUGGAGAGAUGGUAGGAGCCUGUUUCGGAGUGUUUCUAUUGGCUGCGUUCUACGAGGGACUAAAGAUCGGACGUGAGGUCCUGCUGAGGAGAAACCAAAUCAGCGUACGCUACAACUCCAUGCCAGUUCCCGGCACUGAUGGAACUGUGCUCAUGGAGACCCACAAAACAGUCGGACAGAGGAUGCUGAGUAUGGCACACGUUUUUCAGACUAUACUUCACGUGGUCCAGGUGGUGAUCAGUUACUUUCUUAUGCUGGUGUUCAUGACCUACAACGGCUACCUAUGCAUAGCGGUGGCACUGGGAGCCGGCGUGGGUUACUUCCUGUUUAGCUGGAAGAAGGCAGUCGUGGUGGACAUUACAGAACACUGUCAUUAAGCCUGUCCUCGCCCGUGUCCUUUCUCUCUCUCUCUCUCUCUCUCUCUCUCUCUCUCUCUCUCAACAUAUACAAAUACAUAUAGGGGAGAAAAAAAUUACCAUCACAAACAUACAAAUAACAGGAAAUGAUUCAAUUAUUUCAUAUUAUAUUACUCCCAAAGGCACAAACACACAGUGUCAGGCUGCUCCAGAUUUUAUUACGUUUUUUUCUACCCAUAAGUUUUAUCAUAUCAAGUUUUUAUCCCCUUCACUUCACAUUCAGGAUUAUCAUAUUUGACCCAGUCAUAUUUUCAGCUUUCAUCCCUCACAGGCCUUAAAUUCUACCUCUUCAGUUGUAAAAUGAUCACAUGUCUGAGGGUUUUAAAGGGACUAAACCUUUUGCCUUAAAAAAAAAAAUAUAUAUAUAGUACCUAGUGACAUACUACAAGAUUUACUGAUUCUCAAAGGAAAGAAAUUAUCGGAAAAUACACCACCAAGUGUCUUUUUUUUUUUUUUUUUUUAUCAUAAUUGCUGAAAUAUCACAAUCAAAGUCUCGAAAGAGAGGAAAAGAAAAGAGAUCAUGCCGCCUGUCUGGCUUUGGAACUCAGUUUCAGUUUACAAAGCUGAAUUUUUUUUUUUCUCAACAAACAGAGAACAAACCAUAAAAUGUAGACAAUCUGAUGCCAGUGUCUUAGUGAUGAUUCCUUUUUUUAUAAUUUGUAUUUGAAAUAUUCUAUUACUGUCAAGUAUAUACGAGUCUAUUGUUAUUUUAGUUACUGACAUCAUUACCUUUUAUCUAAUGUUAUAAAUGCAGCAGACAUACAUGUGCUCGUCAAAUGAGAUCUAAUUAAAUUAAAUGUAAUUUA